Messenger RNA from Drosophila montana, 1633 nucleotides. RefSeq names its product putative GTP-binding protein 6. Bases 1 to 1578 code for a protein of 525 amino acids. Gene Ontology annotation, cellular component: cytoplasm. The transcript has 3 exons. Lineage: Eukaryota; Metazoa; Arthropoda; Insecta; Diptera; Drosophilidae. Gene Ontology annotation, molecular function: GTP binding; ribosome binding. The record is from RefSeq and is a predicted model, not a curated record.
AUGAAGUGCCUCCGUUCGGUGCUGCGUGUGGCCUGGCCGGCCCAGUGGCGCCCAUUCAUCAGCCAAAUUCCAGCGCGUUUUAAGUACACACAACAUCAAGGAGUCAAGGGCAUACGCAAUCGUAAGAGCUUCUACGAGGCUCAAAUGCAGGCGGGACUUCAGGAGCAGAGCGAUCCGACUGCAGUGGGUUCCGGCGACAUGCGUUUCUUGGAUGAUCGCGCCUAUGAUGAAGUUGCUGGCGGCGCUAUGCGCAUCAGCAGGGAUGUGGCCACAGCGCAACACGUAUUCAUCUUGCAACCCUAUGUCAAAUGGUCCGCCAAGCGAACAACGCCCGAUGAUGUAACGCCGGACGAUCAGCUGGCCGAGGCCACUGCGCUGAUACGAUCGCUGCCCAACUGGCAGGUGGCUCGGUCUCUCAAAGUGCCAUUGGAGAGUCUGGAACGCAAAACGCUUUUUGGCAGCGGCAAGCUGGCCGAACUCAAGCUACUAAUGGGCAGUCUGCGGCAGGAGCGGCAGGUAACCUGCCUGUUUGUAAGCAAGGGCACGCUGUCCUUUGCGCAAAAACAAUUUCUGGAAACAGAAUUCCAGCUGCCUGUGCUGGAUCGCUAUUCGGUAGUUAUACAGAUCUUGCGUCUACAUGCGACCAGCGCCGAGGCGCGUCUGCAGGUUGCCAUGGCCGAGCUGCCAUAUAUAUGGGCGCUGGCCAAGGAUGCGAGCGUUACGCAGACCCGCCGCCAGGGCUACUCUCUGAGUGAUCUUCAAAAGGAGAUACUGCGCACCAGAGAGCGCAAGUUGCGCGCGGAGCUGGAUGGCGUGCGUCGACAACGGCAACUGCUGCGCCAGAAGCGCAAACAGCAAAAUUAUCCCGUUGCAGCUGUCGUUGGCUAUACGAAUGCUGGCAAGACUUCACUGAUAAAGGCGCUCGCUGUGGAGGAUAAGCUGCAGCCGCGCAACCAAUUGUUUGCCACGCUAGAUGUAACAGCGCAUGCUGGCAACUUGCCCUGCAAUCUGCAGCUCAUCUAUAUGGAUACGGUGGGUUUUAUGUCCGAUUUGCCCACCGGCCUCUUUGAGUGCUUUGUGGCCACCUUGGAGGAUGCUAUGCUGGCGGAUAUAAUUAUACAUGUGCAGGAUCUAUCGCAUCCCUGUCAUGCCGCACAGCGCGCCCAUGUUGAGUCCACGCUGCGUUCCUUGGCCUUUAGCAUAGCUGGUGGAGACUCCAGUGCCAGCCAAUUGCCGCCCAUCAUCAAUGUUUACAACAAAUGCGAUUUAUUAACACCGAAAGCUCAAUUGGCAGCUGUGGCACAGCAACAAAAUACGGCAGUGGGUCAUCUAAUCUCGGCACGCGCUCAGACCGGCCUGGAGCCGCUGCUCAAGGAUGUGGAGAAACAGAUUUUGGCCGUCACUGGACGCCGAAAGCUGCAGGUGCGUGUUCCCAGCGGCGGACCUGAAAUGGCCUGGCUGUAUAAGAAUGCCGCCGUCGUGGACACCAGAGCGGAUGAACAGAAUGCGGAGAAAAUACUCAUGCGUGUGGUCAUCAGUCAGCGCACCUUGGAACAGUUCAAGCGCGAGUUUUGCUAAUCAUAAAUCUUCUCCCCUCUCUUGCCUAAGCAUACAAUAUACAUAUUUAAUGCCA